Messenger RNA from Alosa alosa (allis shad), 672 nucleotides. Its product is annotated as immediate early response 3-interacting protein 1-like. The coding region runs from base 22 to 270 and encodes 82 amino acids. The transcript is spliced from 3 exons. Gene Ontology annotation, biological process: endoplasmic reticulum to Golgi vesicle-mediated transport. NCBI's taxonomy places the organism in Eukaryota, Metazoa, Chordata, Actinopteri, Clupeiformes, Clupeidae. The record is from RefSeq and is a predicted model, not a curated record. Gene Ontology annotation, cellular component: Golgi membrane; COPII-coated ER to Golgi transport vesicle; endoplasmic reticulum membrane.
CGUCAGUUGUCAAUAACCAAGAUGGCGUUCACGUUAUAUGCGUUAAUACAGGCAGUAAUUCUUGGAGUUAACGCUGUUGCUGUACUACAUGAGGAGCGAUUUCUUAGCAAAAUCGGCUGGAGUGUUGAUCAAAAUAUAGGGGGAUUUGGUGAAGAACCAGGGAUCAAAAUGCAACUCAUCAAUCUCGUACGUUCUGUACGGACAGUGAUGAGAGUGCCUCUGAUAGCAGUCAAUGCUGUCUGCAUUGUCUUGUUGCUGCUCUUUGGCUGAACAACUUAGGAAACAACCAUUAAGUGAAUAAUUCCAUCGUCGGCUGCUACUGGACUGGGCCUAAAAGACGUGACUACACGACUCCUCGUCUCCGUACAGUCAUGCACCUUGCACUAAUGUUUCUUGUAGACAGCGUUAUUUAAGCAAUCGGAUGAAUGUUUUGACAUAUUAAAUGAUUGUAAGAAAUUGGCCUUACUUUUUUCAUGGUAACUACAAUUUUUCAUACGACAUUUUAUGGUAGGCCUAAUCUCAGGUACUGAGAGGUGCAACUGUAUUGUAACGAUCAAUUAAUUUAAUUUAAUAUCUGUAGAAGGACGUUUUCACAAGGACACACACACACACACACAUGGGGAGAGGCAUGGCAAUUGGGCAAUGGUAAUAAAGUUGUAAAGUGAGCGUGAA